UUAUGAAUCAAUUCCUUUUAAUAGUAGCUCUAAGUUUGAUAUCAGUAAAUUGUUAUUUCGGACUUGAAGAAGUAGAAGUAACUCUUAUAUCUGAUAAAAAAAUAUCAUUCAAUGGAGUCAUCACUAUUGUACCACAUACAGAAAAUGUAGUCAUUUGGCUUUGCAAUAAAAAUAAAUUAAGUAUGUUAUUUAUGAUAUCAAGACUUAUUACAUUUAAUGAAUGGUUCUGAAAUAGUAAAGAAGCUGUAUUUUUUGAAUGAUUAUAAGGGAUUCAUAGUGAG
This is a messenger RNA of Paramecium pentaurelia, 281 nucleotides long. The record is from the annotation of a GenBank genome assembly. NCBI's taxonomy places the organism in Eukaryota, Ciliophora, Oligohymenophorea, Peniculida, Parameciidae.